Messenger RNA from Castor canadensis (American beaver), 697 nucleotides. NCBI's taxonomy places the organism in Eukaryota, Metazoa, Chordata, Mammalia, Rodentia, Castoridae. The record is from RefSeq and is a predicted model, not a curated record.
CUGAAGCGUUUGGCAACCCGAGGAAAGUGGGGUCGUGGUGUUGAGGACAGCCGAGCAGAGCCAGAUGGAGAAGCGAGGCAGAGGCGCAAAGCCGUCCACGAACCAGUCCCCGGCGCCGCCGUCGGCGCCGUCCACGCCUCGGAAAGACAGAAGGCCUAGCAUGUUCGAGAAGGAGUCAUACGCACAGAUCUUAAGAGAAAGACUGAGAGAGUCUGUUCACGACAUUCAGUAUGGACCUCCAUUUGAUGACUCAAUUGCCGAAAUGGGCAAAGAGUGGAAGAGCGCCCUGGCAAAACUGAAGUUCGCUAAUUCGUACAGAAUGGAGCCACUGAAGAAAUUCCAAGCUAAUUCAGUAGAAGCUAAAGUCCAACAGAUACUAAAGAUUGCCAGCAGAUGGAUCUGGGAUGUUGCAUGGGACAGCUGGGUGGAAGCUAAACAUGAGACGGAGUCUUAUGUGGCACUGGUCUUGGUGUUUGCUCUUUAUUGUGAAUAGCUCAUUAGAUGUACUAAAGCAGUGCUCACUUCCCAGAUUCUUAGAAUAAAGGAAACUCAUUGCUCAUUAGCUAUGUUAUCUUAUCUUUAAUUGAAGCGUCUUCUUUUUUCUGCGGUACUGGGGUUUGAACUCAGAACCUUGAACUUGCUAGGCAAGUACUCUACCACUUGAACCAUAUCCCCAAUGUUUUCCGUUUUUAGGUAU